Molecule: messenger RNA, 1035 nt
Organism: Suillus clintonianus
Lineage: Eukaryota; Fungi; Basidiomycota; Agaricomycetes; Boletales; Suillaceae
Exons: 7
Coding region: 1-1035 (344 amino acids)
Source: RefSeq, a predicted model, not a curated record
AUGGUAACACCAUUGAAUGAUAAUGCCAUCCCACCGGCAACCGUUGAAUACUUGUUGCGCCCCCGUCGAAACCACAAUCCGCCCCCAGCACAUGUGUCUUCGGAAAUUCGUUCAUACAUAAUGCGAUAUAAUCGAACCCCAACCAGAGGGCCGAUUUUCACGCCUGUGCAGAAGGACUGGUUGAAAGAUCAUAUACCACAGUAUAUGCAGUGGCCUCCUACCUCAGAUGAGACGAUCACAUUCGUACAGACCAUGCUUAUUGAUUUCGACCACAUGUGGCCUCUUCACCAGAAGUUGUGGCCCGGGUCGAAUGUUCACAUUUUGCUAACCGACAGCAUGCAUGCCAAAUUGACGGUGGAGAUGCUGAUUCUUCGAGGGAAUAUCAAGGGCCACAUGCUGUGGACAACGCGACGUAAUCUGCGUUGCGAGAAGAAUCGAACGGGAAUUAAACUGCCUUCCUCCAGUCGGACAGAUACCAUGGUAUCUGUCCGACUGGACGGUCUCAUCAAUCUUCUCCAGUGUCUUUCCCUCGACGAUCAAAAGACACUAUCUCAGGCCUUAGACAUUGGCACGGACACGGGCACCGAGUGGUUAUACAUCCAUAUAACAUCACCGUCAGAAUGGGCCUGGGCCUACCCGCUGGCAGCACCGAAAUGGCAUUGGCUGCUCUUUCCCGCUGUCUCUGAUGACCCCCCUGCUACAACCAUUGACAUUCCCAGGGAGCUUGCACCAUUUGCUUCUCUCCUGGCGCAGCUGCUGCCCAUAGUGCUGGCACCACUCCUACUUCUGGCCCCCGCAACUGCACAUGCUGCUGCCCCACCUGUGGUUGUUCCUGCAGGGCAAUUUGAUGCCACCCCGCCGCUCUAUUAUGUGACUCGAGGUCGCUACAUCGGCAUCUUUUCAGGCUGGGAUGCAACCGGUCCCAAAGUGCUCGGUGUCUCUCGAGCCAUCUACCACAAGGUGGAUUCCAUCGAGCAAGGGAUAAACAUCGUGAAGGGUGCAAUUGAUCGCGGUGAUGCUUCACAGGCCUUGUAG